Messenger RNA from Bactrocera neohumeralis, 434 nucleotides. RefSeq lists its product as uncharacterized. The transcript has 2 exons. The coding region runs from base 1 to 387 and encodes 128 amino acids. NCBI's taxonomy places the organism in Eukaryota, Metazoa, Arthropoda, Insecta, Diptera, Tephritidae. The record is from RefSeq and is a predicted model, not a curated record.
AUGAAAUCGGCAGAACACUGGCUAAAUUCCACGGGCGCUGGAGUAGAGGGUGGCGAUGUGGAGCUGACUGUGAUGGAUAAAGUGCUUAAAAGUUGUCCGCAUUACAAACAAUUAGCGGACAUUUUUGCUACGGAGAGGGAAGCUGAGGUGGUGGUAAUGAGUUCCUCUGCAAUGGAACUCGACUCUAUUGAAAAUGUUGUGCAUGAUUUGGAAGAGCCCGAACCCGAAGCGGAGGAAGAAAAUGACACAUCUCUAUUGGCAUCUGGCUCAUCUGCGGCCAGCCCGUUUGUAAAAAAAAUUAAGGCCAAACAUCAAAACACUGCCAUUGACAAACUGGCAACAUUAGAAGCUGAAAGAAUGAGCUUUCGGAAAACAGCUUCAAUUUGAAAUAGAAAAAUUCAAUUGGAUGAAGCAAGUUGAAGCAAACAAACUUG